AUGACUGCUCCAUACCCAAUCCCAAAGCCAUUCAGAAUCUGCAUUAUCGGUUCCGGUAACUGGGGUACCGCCGUGGCCAAGCUUGUGGCCGAGAACACCGCUGAAAAGCCUGAAAUUUUUGAACCAAAGGUCAACAUGUGGGUGUUUGAAGAGGAGAUCGAGGGCAAGAAGUUGACUGAAAUCAUCAACACCGACCACGAGAACGUCAAGUACCUCCCAGGCGUCAAGUUGCCUGAGAACCUUGUUGCCAACCCAGACAUCGUCUCCACCGUUGAGGAUGCUGAUCUCUUGGUUUUUAACAUUCCUCACCAGUUCCUUCCAAAGACCUGCAAGCAGCUUAUUGGCAAGGUGAAGCCUACCGCCAGAGCCAUCUCCUGUCUUAAGGGCUUGGAGGUUGACGCCAAUGGCUGCAAAUUGUUGUCUCAGUCCAUCACCGACACUUUGGGCAUCUACUGUGGUGUCCUUUCUGGUGCCAACAUCGCUAACGAGGUCGCCAGAGGUAGAUGGUCCGAGACCUCCAUUGCCUACAACAAGCCAGACGACUUCCGUGGCGAGGGCAAGGACAUUGACGAGUACAUCUUGAAGGAGGCUUUCCACAGAACCUACUUCCACGUCAGAGUCAUCAAGGAUGUCAUUGGUGCCUCCAUUGCUGGUGCUUUGAAGAAUGUCGUCGCCUGUGCCGCUGGUUUCGUCGAGGGCGCCGGCUGGGGUGACAAUGCCAAGUCUGCCAUCAUGAGAAUCGGUCUUGCUGAGACCAUCCGUUUCUCCUCUUACUGGGAGAAGUUCCACAUCCAGGGUCUUUCUGCUCCAAACCCCUCCACCUUCACUCAGGAGUCUGCCGGUGUUGCUGACCUCAUCACCACCUGCUCUGGUGGUAGAAACGUCAAGGUUGCUCGUUACAUGAUCGAGAACAAGGUUGACGCCUGGGAAGCCGAGAAGAAGUUGCUCAACGGCCAGUCUUCUCAGGGUAUCAUCACCGCCAAGGAGGUGCACGAGCUCUUGGUGAACUACAAGCUUCAGCACGAGUUCCCAUUGUUCGAGGCCACCUACAACGUCAUCUACGAGAACGCCGACAUCAACGAGUGGCCUGUUCUCUUGGAGCAGGACGCCUAA
This is a messenger RNA of Candidozyma pseudohaemuli, 1113 nucleotides long. It is a transcript of the gene GPD2, whose product is annotated as Gpd2p. Gene Ontology annotation, cellular component: glycerol-3-phosphate dehydrogenase (FAD) complex; cytosol; nucleus. The record is from RefSeq and is a predicted model, not a curated record. Gene Ontology annotation, biological process: glycerol-3-phosphate catabolic process; carbohydrate metabolic process. NCBI's taxonomy places the organism in Eukaryota, Fungi, Ascomycota, Pichiomycetes, Serinales, Metschnikowiaceae. Gene Ontology annotation, molecular function: glycerol-3-phosphate dehydrogenase [NAD(P)+] activity; NAD binding; protein homodimerization activity. Bases 1 to 1113 code for a protein of 370 amino acids. The transcript has a single exon.